Messenger RNA from Spirodela intermedia, 9805 nucleotides. NCBI's taxonomy places the organism in Eukaryota, Viridiplantae, Streptophyta, Magnoliopsida, Alismatales, Araceae. The record is from the annotation of a GenBank genome assembly.
AUGGCAGUGGAGAAUGCGCAGGCGCGGGCUGGUCCAUACCUCGGGGAGAUAUCUGCCCUCGCCUUCCUCCAUCUGCCCACUCGCCUAUCCUCUUCCUUUCCUCUCCUCCUCGCCGGUAACACUGCUGAGGGGACUCCCUAUUUCAUUUCUCUCUCUCUCUCUCUCUCUCGAUUGUCUGUUCCAAUGGCUUUACCCCAGUCUGUUGGUGCCCUUAUCAGGUACAGGUUCGCAGGUCCUCGUAUACAAACUCCAGCCCCGGAAGCUCCUCCUUUCCUUCCAUGCCUUCGAUGGCGUGCGGGUGCACGGGCUCACCCUCCGAACUGCCCCAUCCUCUUCCAGCGAGAUGAUCGCCGUUUACGGAGAACGAAGGGUCAAGCUUCUCCGAGUGAUGAUCGGUGUGGAUAGAGGUGAAUUCUCCGUUGGGAUGGAGGUGUCCUCCACUUUACCAAGAUUCGACCACUGGGUUCUCGACGCCUUGUUCUUAGAGGUGCGGAUGGUGAUGGGUUUUCAUGUAUACUUUGGACAUUUUAAUUCCCCCGCUUAGAAUUAUUUCUUCAUCCUGAAGUAUUGUUGUUCGUCGCCAUCUUGGGCAGGGGGAGAAGUAUCUUGCAGUAGGUCUCAGUGACAACUCGGUUGCUGUCUGGGAUGUCCUUCAUUCCAAAUUGGUAAUCUUGGUGAAGUCCCCGGGUCAGUCUGUUCGCUUCCUGGCGUCCUCAUAUCUUACGUUGUUUUCCUUAUAAUGCUUGACGAAAAUUCAGAAUUAAAAAGGAGUCGGAGGAGUUCAGAACUAAGAGCAAUAUUUUCAAUAAUCAGUCCAUAAGUUCAUUAUCUACUACGGAUAGAAGGUCUGAAGGCAGAUUCUGUUCCAUAAAAGGAAGAUUGCAUAAGCAUAGUUGGUCGUAAGCAAAUCUUCUGGAAGAAUGCGUCCACACCCACCCUUAAAAUCUGUAAAAUCCCGACCCGUUGAGGCUUUCAAGAAAAAAAAUAAUGCCUCAUAAUCUCAUCAUUGUCCGACUGACAGCCCCACUGUCAACUUACGUUUAUGAACUCUUCUACUGUUCCUUAUUGUAAUGUUUAUUGGGGAAAAAACACAAAAAUACGAUAUUAAGGUGGGCAGACUGAUUCAAGGUGGUAUAGGUUGGAGACUUGGUGGAGAUCUCGUCUUUGUUUUAUGUCUGAUGCUCAAGAAUCUUGGUUUCGUUCGAAUUCAUAAGUGUAUAUCUAUCUUAAUGGUAGAUCCCAGAGUGCUUAAAGGUCAGUCUAAGACAGCAAUAUGCUAAUGUGAUGUGCAUUCUGAUUUCCGAUAAUAGUACGUCUCCUUAGAGGCAUAAUUGAUCCCAUAACAGCUAUGCAUUCCUCUUUCGUCCUUAUAUUUUUGUUGAGAAUUAUCUUUUUGAUUACAGAAAGGUGCCUUUUGUAUUCCAUGAGGUUAUGGGGGGAGAAUGUGGAGGCACUUCGUGUUGCAUCUGGCACCAUAUUUAAUGAGGUAACAUUUUCCUGACGUUUAUAAUCACCCCAUGGAAUGCUGAAAGCCAGACUCUCAGGUCAAAAGGCUUACCCUAGGUCGCUCUGAAACCUACUGUGCUACCCUUUCUGUUUAUUUAAAGUAUUUCUUGAUUAAAGGUAAAUAUUUGUCUUAUAAGAUUUUUGGAAGGUUAUAUUUUUCUUGUAAAGGAUUAUGCCAGAUUAUCUGACUAAAACAAUGUAAUUCUAUUCGGUUUAUCCUGAAAUUAGUUUAUUCUUUGCUCUUUUUCGUCAACACAGGAUAAGUCCUUUCAUCCCAUAUUGAAUUGUUUUGGCAGAUAAUUGUUUGGAAGUUGGCUGUCUCUGCUCACCUAUCCGAAGAAGAUUCCUCAUUCUUGAAUUCAUCUGAUUUCAAUGACGUUAAGACUCUCCAUUUGGGCACGCUUGUUGGGCAUAAUGGUUCAAUAUUUCGCAUCGCAUGGAACUCGGAUGGAUCAAAGUUGUUGUCGGUUUCAGAUGAUCGUAGGUGGGUGACCUGGUUUGUUGCACCUCAAAAAAAGACUAUUUUUGAAGGGUUCUAGUGUGAUGCAAUCCCUAACAAAUUUCCUCGCCGCUUAUACCAAUGUUUUGGCUGUUUUAGUUCAAUCUUGAAAGAAUUAGCAAUAUUUAUGUAUAUAUUUUUCUUGGAUGCUUGUUGCAUUGUUAGGACAGUGCUCGAAUGUGGCUGAUAAAUACUGAAAGGCAAAAUGAUGGCUCUUGGCUGAAGCUCCCAGCAGAUCAAGUGCCCAAUGGUGUUUCACUAUAUGGCCACAAUGCUAGAAUAUGGGAUUGCAGUAUCUCUGACUCUGUAAGGUUUUUUUAUUUUUUAUUUUUUAUGCUUCGGUUUAGAUUUUUUUCGGCUGUUUUUAUAUGGUCAUUAUCACAUAUCUUACAAUAGAUGCUCCUCUACUAUUGUUAAAUAUGCAGUAAAAGAGUCAAAACCAUUUACCAUUUUUUUUUCUUGAUUUGUAUCCCAAAAAUAUCUUUUGAGUUGACUCCACACUUUCUAAAUGAACUUAAUGAACGGAUGUGCCUUUCUCAUGCUUAUUUUUUGACCUUUUUAUUCUCCGGCUGGCAUAGUUUUGCAUUUUUUUAUUUAUACUACUUCUCUGAUGGCAUACCUUUUCAAUCUUCAUGUUUACUGCUACUUCUAAUGCAGAAUGAUCCGCUUCUUUAUUCUCUUUGGACAACCGGCUCUAGUUAACAGGAUUUCUUUGUAGGUCGUUAUCACUGCUGGGGAGGACUGUACGUGUCGUCUGUGGGGCAUGGACGGCAACCAGAUCAUGAUGUUCAAGGAACAUGUGUAAGAUGAGCUUUAUUGUGGAUUUUUGAAUAAUGUUCUUUGCUCUAUAGCAUCGGCUGAAAAAUUGUUGUUGCGACUUUAACUAUAAAGAGGUAGGGGCAUAUGGCGGUGUUUAUAUGAUCCAACCACUUUGCUACUUGUCACUGCUGGGUUUGAUUCUGCCAUCCAAGUGCAUCUACUUCCCAACAUGUGCAAGGAUUCAUCAGAAGCAGACGGAAUGUUGACAGAUUCCAAUGAUAGGAUAGAGAAUUUCUCAAUUUGUACCCCUAACGUAUCAGAGAAGUUCGAAUUAAUGGACAGGUAUCUAUUUAAACAUCAUUUUUGGGUUUCCUGUGUUUGUGAAAAUAUCUUUCCUUUUUGUUGUUGACAUCGUUAAAAUUAUUUAUUUUCAAAUUGUUUUGUGUUAUUAGUCAUUCUAUUGAAAUAUUCUGAAGAGAAAAUAAAAAUGCCGAGGGUGACUCCUCUAAUGGUAGUUUGUCCCUAUCUCAUAGCUUGUAGUUUCCGUAACAGUUUGAGCGUCAUUUAGAACAUAUAAGAACUGAUUAAACUUGCUGUCCCUCCGAUUGUAUUUCCAUUCUAAUGCUUGCCCAUGUCCCAUAUAUUCUGAUUUUCUGGAUCACUGCUUGUACUAAAAACUUGCUUAAAUUUUAGGGAGCAUGAUCAUCUAACUCGUAUCAGGUACAAUAUUUUCAUUUCUUUGCGAGAGUAAGUUAUAGGCAGGUAAGUGAGUCAUCAGAUAUUGCUUUUCUAUGUUACUUGUAGUCAUGUAAACCGCCUUCUUCUUCUGCCCACAUUUGAGAGUAUAAUAGAAAGGUUUGGAUUCUGUCGUGGGUUUAUGUAGGGUAUGCACUUUCACAGAUAUAUUAUGAAAUAAAAAUCUCACACACUAUUAUGCCAAUUAUAAAUUUUCUGUUCUGUGGUUGUCAUCUAUAUUACUGAUUGAUGAUUUUGUUGCAGCAAAAGUGAGUAUGUUCGAUGCUUGCAUUUCGGUCAGGAAGAUAUCCUGUAUGUUGCCACUAACAAUGGAUAUCUGUACCAUGCGAAGUUGUUGAGUCCUGGAGAUGUGGAAUGGACUCAACUUGCCCAUGUCGGUGAAGUGCCAAUUGUCUGUAUGGAUUUGAUGAGCAGGUGCCUGUUUGAGACAUCUAAGGUUCCUGGAGACAUGAUUGCCAUGGGGGAUGGUAAAGGAAAUGCCACGGUAGUUAGAGUUGUUGGCAGUGAUUCGAGGCCCAAGGCUGUACUAUCCUUUACCUGGUCAGCUGAAAGAGAGAGGCGACUACUAGGAAUUCACUGGUGCAAGUCAUUUGGAUGUAGGUAAUUUAGAUCUGAAACAUCUCUACUGUGUAUACGAGUUUGAAGGGAAAUAACCUGAAAGAUUCAUCGGUUUGGUUCUUUGAUGCAGCUACGUUUUUACUGCUGAUCAUAGGGGAUCAUUGAACUUGUGGAGAUUAGAAGAUGCUGCACAAUGUGUAGCCAACACUAAUGCAGCGAACAUGAAAGCGUCUCUUGUUGCAGUUUACUCUUCUAGUUUUGGAAAGAGGGUCAUGUGUCUGGAUGCAUCUAUGAAAGAUGAGGUGACAGUAUGCUAUUUCUUGUACAAUUUGUUUUUGUUUAUUUUUUUAUGAUAGAUGAAAUCCAUUACUUUAACUGAAAGAAGUAUCAGGAUAAAAAAGUUCUGUUGUAAGGUUUAUUUUAAUCAGAGUAUUCUUGUAUAAUGAUUAAGCAUUUGUACCAUGCCAAGGACAAUUUACUUGCAAGGAUUGAUUCAGAUGUGAUUCUUUUGGUGAUACUGGGAUUCUUCUUUCUUAAUAUAUAGUUUAUGAUUACUUAUGCUGAACUGUACAAUUUUCAUCAUCAUAUUUACAGUACAAUAUGAUCCAGGAUGUUUCACUGAAAGAUGGUGGCGUGAGCAGCAAAAGAUCUUCAAACCACUAUUUUAAGUAGGAUGUAUUAAUUUAAAAAAUAAAUUUCUUUGUCAAAGUAUCCUUUUAGAACCCACCCAUAUCAAACAUGUUUUCUAAGCUACUUAUGCCAUAUUGCCCUUGGAUCUCUCCUAAAAUAAUUGACUGAACGUCAAUUCUUGAUUUUGUCGGGAAACUGUUUUCUCAUCCCUUGUUUUGUCAUGCAAUGAUGUGAUCGCUUCAUGCUUUUUGCUGCUUGUGAGUAUAACUCUGUGCCGCUAGAAUCCGGACCUGACGAUAGGUUUCUAAUGUACUGCAUUUCAUGUCUUAAUGCGGUUUGUGGUUGUUUCUACUGAAUCUGGAUUAUAUUAAUUUAUUACUCUUUCAUUGCUUAACUGAUCAUCUUUGUAUCUGUGUGCAGGUUCUUGUAUGUGGUGAUCAGCAUGGUAAUCUUGUUAUUUUCCCCUUGCUGAAGAAUAUGUUACUUUCUGAUUUUUCAAAAUCGAAAGGGGUGAUUCCUUCACUCACCCAAUUCAAAGGGGCUCAUGGUAUGACAAGUGUCACCAGCAUAUUCAUUGGUCGACGAAAUGGCCACCACAUUGAGAUGCGCACAGUAAGAUCUAAUCCUUGACUUUGUGACCUGCGUCUGAAACAAAGGGUAAGUCAUUUAACUAUUUACUAUAUUUUAUCCCAGACUGGUGGAGACGGAUGCAUUUGUUACUUUAAUUUCUCCACAAGCUCACAUACAAUGGAAUUCUAUGGAAUGAAGCACAUCAGAGAAUUGAGCAUAAUCAAAAUUGUUGUGGAUAACGUUUCCUCUGUGGAAGAUUUGGGACUGGGACAUUUUGUAAUAGGUUUUGCUUUCACAGAUUUUUUCAUAUGGAACCUAAUGAGCGAUUCAAAGGUGUCUACUUCUGUUAACUGUUCUUGCAUUAAACCUUCAGUUGUUUUUUUUUCAGUUUCUAUUUCAAUUCUCUCAUCCUAUGAACUCUUGUGCAGGUGUUACAAGUCCCAUGCGGUGGGUGGCGGCGCCCUUAUUCUUAUUAUUUGGGUCACAACCCAAAGACCCAGAACUGCUUCGCAUUCCUAAAGGUAAGUUUUUUUGGUUCUGGACUCCAAUCCUUCACCUGGGCACGUAGACACAAAUUUGAGUAGCUUUACUUCAUUUCUAGAUUGCUUUUUCGUGGUUGUCGUUCACCCUAUGUGGUCUGCUAGAGUUAUUGGGUCGUCUAACUCCAAGCUGAUUGACCUGUAUUUAUAAUCAGUAGUUUAUUUCUAUUUAUAACCAAAAUGGAACUAUGCUUAACUUGAUCCUUCCACUUUUGUGCUUUUUUUGCCACGUGGGCAACAUUGAGAUACCUUAAGCCCAAGAACAAUCACAGACUUUGAUAUUAUUUUAGAGUUAGCUUGGUAUUUGACUCAAAACUAUUUGUCAAUGAAUGGACUAGGCUCUUCUCUAUGAUCACCAAUUUAUUUCUAUCACUAAUAUGGGAUUACUCUUUCUCACGAUCUAGCUUGGUAUUAGAUGAUGAUUUAAUUUAAUGUUCAUUUAUGGAGAACCACUAUCUCUUUAUAGGAUCACAAGAUUCAUAUUCGUAGGCACUGGGAGGUGGAUUGUGAGGAGAAAUCAUUUCCUCAAAUCUUGCACACGCAAUGCCAUGGAAGAGAGAUACACUCCACGUGCUUUGUAUCUCUUCCAAUGGGAUCAAAACCUCAUCAGAUCAAGGAUUUCUGGGUAGCGAGUGGAAGUGAAGAUGGAACUGUCCGCUUGACAAGGUACAACGGUCAUAUGCUGUCAGCAUACUAAGUAUACCCGAAUUUUUCUUAUGUUUGGUCAAAAUAAUUGGGAUGGAUGCUGAUAAUUUUAAGUUUGAUGCCCACGUGUUUGUCUUCCUGUUUAGUUCUGCUGCUUUUCUCUGAACGAUCGUUCAAACGUUAGUGAAAUUUAAUUUGUCUAAUUAUUCUUUUUUUUUUUUCAAUCAAGCAUGGUUUCUUUCUGUACUUGUUUUAGAUAUGUCAGACCACUAAACAAGUAAACCUUAUUCAGAGAUGGACAAGAAAAUAAUCCCUUCCUUGGAGGUGUUGUUGUUUCUCACUCUUUUCGAUAGAUUCAACUCAAUGGUUGUAAGAAAAGUGAAUGUUUUUAAUCAUAUAUCCGAAGAAAAUGAGAACUAGCUCCAUGGACAAGGACCUGUACUAUGAGGACUUACCUCUUUGCUGCUGGACACUGAUUUAUACAUGAUCCUUCGUGUUGGGCCAGUUUCUCCAUUCUAAUGCUCCCUACAUUUUAUCAUAUGUUGUUCAUUUUUCUUUAACCUUAUUGGAUUAUUUCAUUCACUUACCUAAAUAUUUUUAUAGAUACAUUUUUCAUAUGUAUACAAUUUGCCUGGCAUGCCCAACAAUUUUCUCUCUGUGCAUACAUGCCAGUAUCUGGCUGGUUAUUCCAUCUUUCUAUUCUUACAUGGUUUUUUGGUGGGAAUGAAAGCCAGAGGAGGCCUUCCAUUCUCUACAAUAUUUAAUCUUGUUAUUUUAUGUAUAUUUAUGGUAUGUUUUACAUCAGGGGAGUGAACAAGUUUGGUGCCCUAUGCAGGUAUGCACCUUCUGAUCCGGAGAGUUGGUCUGCUUCUCAUUUGCUUGGGGAGCAUGUCGGCGGAUCAGCUGUGAGAUCCCUGUGCUUCGUAUCAAAGAUGUUUGGAUAUGGAACGGGAUGCCUGCAUGAUGUUGCACCUGUGGAUGAUUCCUCUUCAGAUUAUGAAGACAAUUGGUGUAUGCUAAUUUCUGUUGGUGCCAAGCAAGUUCUAACCUCUUGGCUUCUGAGAGAUGUGAAAACGGGGAAUGUGGAGGAACCAUGUAUUGAGGCAUUGGCCGCCACCGAGGAUCAUCGUUCAUCGAUAUCUUUCCAGUGGCUUUCUACCCACAUUCCUCCUAGGCCGUCAAGAACAUCCAAAAAUCGAGACAGUAGACUUAGAACUCAUAAAGGCACUGACACUUUGACCUCACAAUCAGCUCCUCCCCUGUCAAAGCCAUAUUUCUCUGAGAAUCUAAUUGAGCAGACCAGGUCUGCAGUCGUGGCUGAAGAUGACAAUGACUGGAGAUACCUGGCUGUCACUGCUUUUGUCGUUGAAGAUGCUGAAAUCAGGUAUGCUGAUGAGGGUAGUAUUAUGAGCUAACUUCUUUCUAUAUAUUUUAAUAUUUCCAUUUUAAGUAUGUAUGUGGCCGAAUGGGUAGAUUUCAUACAAAUUGUCAUAUCGUGUAGGUCCAAGGUGUGCUUUGUUGUGGUCGCCUGCUCAGAUGCUACUCUCACACUGCGUGCUCUUCGAUUGCCGCAUCGUCUCUGGUAUGGUGAACGGGGAAUAAUACAACAUAUCAUAAUGGCCAUUAUUUAUUAUUAUCAUAUUGCAAAGAAAAUAGAAUUUCCUCUCUUGGAAUUCUUUCAUCAGCCCACCUGCCUGCGUCUUUGUGGGUAUUUAUCUCGUCUGACUCAUCAAUUGCUACCUUUUCAGGUUUGAUGUAGCAUUACUGGUUCCACAGCCAUCUCCAGUCCUGGCCCUGAAGCAUAUUGCUGUUCCUUUGCCUGCAAAUGGCCGUUGUGAGUUCUCCGGCCUGUAACACUGUUUUGGAACUGGAUGCCAGAUAUGGGAUUUCUUCAUAGCAAUGCAAAUCUGUUGGGUUCCUGUUCUGAGCCAUUACAUUACUUAAAAAGGGCUUGUCAUCUGAUUAUCUUCUGUAGCUGCAAAUGUGGAAAUUUGUAGAUUAUUCGUAGAAACUUUCAGAUAAUCUGGAUACAGGAGAUUAAUUUUUAGAUUAUUUUUUAUCAAACUUUAGGCAAAGAAUCUGGUUCAAUUAAUCUAUAUUGAAUGUAUAAUACUAUAUUUAGUAAUUUCCAUGGAGAUAAUUCUCUUUCAGGUAAUGCCUCAGACAGAAAUGCGCAUGUCAUUGUCAGUGGUUCCACCGAUGGAAACAUUACUCUGUGGGACCUGACCAGAACCAUCGAGCAGUUCAUGCAAUCCAUGUCGGAGUUGCAGCCAGACAAGGUUACUGCCAGCCAGAGGCGGCCUCGGACAGGAAGAGGUAGCCAAGGUGGUCGAUGGUGGAGGUCAUUAGAUCAUCAAAACCCUAAAAAGGGGGCGGCCCAUGGUGCUGAACCAGAGAUCUCUGGUGGCGGUCUCUCCCCCAUGGCUGAUAAGUGCGAGCUCCUCCUGCCUCUUCAUGUUCUAGCCUCUGUUCAUCAGUCGGGGGUCAAUUGCCUACACGUGUCCUCUGUGAGCCAGCACAGUGAGGAGUCAGCCUUCUGUAUCCUAAGUGGAGGAGACGACCAAGCUCUCAGCUGUCUCUUAUUUGGUCUGACGGCAGAGAACCGGUCAGUGGGAAGCUCAGAGCCUCAGUGGAUGGAGAGGUGCUCUUAUCCCUUGGUCAACGACUACAAGCUGAAGGUGCUCUAUAGCUGUAAGCUCGAUUCAGCUCACAGCGCUGCUGUGAAAGGUAACUUCCCAUCUCUAUGGAACUCGAUGCUUGCCUCCAUUUCCCUUUCGGACGUUGACUUGCCACCUGAGCAGUGGAACACCGUCUGCAUUUCCUCUUUUGGUUAAAAUAUUUAUUUAUGUGAGAUGGAGCAUAGGAAUUAUAUGACUCAUUUGGCCACAUGAUUGAUGGAGUCUCAUAAAGUGUCUGAUGGGUCUCACUGACUACUUGUCUCCCCCUCCCCUUUCUCAGGCAUUUGGUCGGACGGGUGUUGGGCGUUCUCGACCGGGCUCGAUCAGAGGAUCAGAUUCUGGCGAAUCGACGCUCGUGCUCAGCUCACCGAGCAUGCCCACUUGAUCAUCAGCGUCCCCGAGCCCGAGUCACUGGAUGCUGUGAGCCACGGCAGGUGAAUUUCUCUCUCCUGCUAUGGUCACCCGUCCUUUCCAUAAAUGGAAUAUGUGAGCUGGAUCAGGAUAUUGACUCUCUCUCUCUCUCUCUCUCUCUCUCUUUCUCUCUUCUCUCUGUGACUUGUUCUUGACCCAGAUCAGGAGAGCAGUAUCGGAUAGUAGUGGCGGGGAGGGGCAUGCAGAUGAUCGAGUUCUCACCGCAGGAUCAGGAUCGGGCGAUUGCUGUUUGA